CCAAAAAAAUAACACACAACGCCGCCCGUCUGUCCAGCCACGGCGAACAACACAGUGAAAGAGAAGAGAGACACACCGCAUCUGCGGUCAGCAGCUCACCCUCACCGCCCCGCCAAACCAUCGUUCCCCGUCAUCAUGAUAGCGGAAAUCGGGAAGAAGGUUCUGCUGCCCGGGCACGUCAGGUCGCGCGGCGAGUCGUCUGGUAGUAAUCGGAGUAGUGUCGAUGAGGGGAGCGUUGGGGGAACGGAGGAUGAGAGCACGCUGGUGGAGCCGGAACAGGGGAAUGUUCUGUCGCAUAUUAUUUCGCAGUUGAGGCCGGGGGCGGAUUUGAGUCGGGUGGUGCUGCCGACGUUUAUUUUGGAGCCGAGGAGCAUGUUGGAGAGGAUUACGAAUUUUAUGGCGCACCCGGAGACGCUGUUGCCGAUGGCUGAGAUUGAGGACCCGGAGGAGAGGUUUGUGUCGGUGGUGAAGUUUUAUUUGAGUGGAUGGCACAUCAAACCACCGGGCGUUAAGAAACCACUUAAUCCGAUUCUCGGCGAGACGUUUACCUGUGCCUGGGAAUACCCUGACGACACGAAGGGCUACUACAUCUCCGAGCAGACGUCCCACCACCCGCCGAAGUCGAGCUAUUUCUUCAUGGCGCCAGAGCAUGGGAUACACAUCGAUGGGUGCUUGAAGCCGCGAAGCAGGUUUUUGGGAAACUCGGCGGCGAGCUUGAUGGAGGGCAUUGCUAUACUGCGGCUUACAAACCAUGGGGGGCCAAAGGGGGAGAAAUACAUCCUCACCCAGCCGAACAUGUACGCAAGGGGCAUCCUCUUCGGGAAGAUGAAGUACGAGCUCGGCGACCACAGCUUCGUGCGCUGUCCCGAGCUCGGGCUCACAGCCGACAUCGAGUUCAAGACGAAAGGCUACUUCACGGGCUCCUACAACGCGAUCGGCGGGACGAUCAAGAACGACAAGACCGGGGAAGUGCUGUACGAGCUGAGCGGGAUGUGGACUGGCGAGAUGGACAUCAAGAACGUAGCGACGGGCAAGAAGGAGGUCCUCUUCGACGCUCUGAAGACGAAGCCAACCCCCCCGCUCGUGAGGCCGCUCGAGGAGCAAGGCGAGAGGGAGAGCCAGAAGCUGUGGCAUCGCACUGCGCAGGCGGUGAUCGCGAGGAACCAUGAGGUCGCGACGGAUGAGAAGACCGCGGUGGAGGAUAUGCAGCGGAGGGAGGCAGCGGCCAGGUUGGCGGAUGGGGUGGAGUGGCGGCCGAGGUACUUUAGGGAGGUGCGCACUGGGCCGGGGGAGUCGGAGGAGGGCGAGGAGGGCUUGGAUUGGAUCUUGAAUGCUGAUAUUGACGGCGCCACUCCGGCGGAAAAGGCCAAGCAAAUCUUGGCGGUUAUCCCUAUCCUGCCAGGACAGAAUUUCGAGGAGCCCAUGCCGAUCCCGCCGUCGCGGAUGUCGCGAGAAUCGGCGCGCGGAGGCAGGCUGCAGGACUUGCAAGCGUUGGAUGAUCCGUUAGCUGUUGGUGUGUCGGAGUCGAGGGUUCCGGUCCCACCGCAAGUGGUGAAUACCAACGCCCCGGGGGACGACCUCAUAGACUUCGGACAGGAUGGAACUCCUGCGCCGGUGCAGGCUCCUGUUCAAGGGGCUCCUGUCUAUUCAAGGGCACCUGUACCCCCACCUGCUGCUGUUCAUGGGGUUGUCCACCCAACGGCAUAUGCACCCGUACCUGUUACCGCUCAAGGUGCUCCUAUCCACCCAGCGCCAUAUGCUCCCGUACCUGCUACCGCUCAAGGAGGUCCUGUCUAUCCAACGCAACACGUACCACUACCUGCUGACUUGUUAGCAGCGCAGGUAGAGCAGGGCGGGCGGGCGCAGAGACAGAUGGAGUCGACGCUUGUCGAGACAGCCACGGGUGACAGUGGGAAGCCAGGGUCUCAAAGCCCACUGCUUGAUUUCCAUAAAGACCUGAACCAGUCUCUCAGACGGAUUGAUUCGGACACGAGAGGCAUUGAUGAGUUUAUCGAUGCUGAGGGCUAGGUGGGAGGAAGAGGAAGGUAGGAGGUGGCUGGUGGAUAUAGUAGGGGUUUGCGGGGCUUGGACGGUAGCAUGUUAGACUGUGCUGUCAGCACGGUAAUAGGUAGGACAGCUAAUCAGGGGGGAUGGGACCAUGGAUAUAAUCGACAUGCAGGCGUUUGUCGGGCUUUCGGCAUUGCAUGCAAAUGCUCGAGGUUUAUGAGCGGGUCAGCGAGGGGGCAUAGAAGACCAAGUUUCGCUGACCGCUCGCAAAGAACACAGACAGGUUCGCUGCUUUAUCACUGCAUGUCACUUCAACGUGAUGCCAGCCCUGUGAAUGAGGGCCCAGGGGUUGAGUGACUGGGCCAUGAAAAUGUCGCAUCAUCUGUGCGGAAAAGUAAUAGGGGCAGGGGGAGGGGAAAAGCCACAAGGCUCGCUGUUUAAACUUUGCAAAUCGUAAUUUUUUUUCCAUAUCCCUUUUGAGUUUUUUUUCUCUCUCCUCCGUUAUUUGUCCUAAACCUCUGCUAUCUGCUGCCCGUAAUUGUAUUUGUACAAAAUCGUACAUGCAAUCCCAUGCUCCGUAGAUUCAACCCGGUCCUCUAAACGCCGAAACAAAACGCUGCCGUGUAUCCGCUGAGCAUCAUGCGGCCCGAAAGCUCAGCAGGGCUCAAGCCAUUGUCCCUUCCUUUCCUACA
Molecule: messenger RNA, 2699 nt
Organism: Pseudogymnoascus destructans
Lineage: Eukaryota; Fungi; Ascomycota; Leotiomycetes; Thelebolales; Thelebolaceae
Exons: 7
Coding region: 136-2028 (630 amino acids)
Cellular component (GO): cytosol; membrane; intracellular membrane-bounded organelle
Molecular function (GO): sterol binding
Source: RefSeq, a predicted model, not a curated record